AUGGCAAGAUGGCUGACCAAAAAACGUAUCACCACAAACACCAUCCCCGCCACCACCACAACCAUGAUCAGCAUCACCAUCCUCAUCAUCACCAGCAAAAGACAGAUUGGUCAGAAGAUCAGAAUGAUCAUGGCAACCUCAUCCAGCUCCUCUGGUUCCUCAUCAUCAUCUUCAUCCUCUUCCUCCUCUUCCUCAACAUCAUCCUCUUCUUCCUCCUCGUCAUCCUCUGGCUCUUCCUCCACCUGGUCCUCUCAGACUAGUAUUAAUGAGUCCGUGAAGGAUAACAAACAUCCACUGCAGAAGCCCAAGUACUCACAGUCCUGCACUGACAUCUACAGGGGGCGGAAGGCCUAUGACGAGGAGGAAGAUGAAGAAGAUGACACAUCUCCUUUGAUUGAUGAUGAAGGCCACCUCCCAAGACAGGAAAAGAGCUUGAAAGAAAAAAAGAAAAAGAAAGCAAUGUCCUCUCAUCAGACCCCUGCCAAUGUCGUCCUGAAGAAGCAGGAGAGUUCUGAAGGGGCAAGAAUGGCUGGCAAAUUUCGCAAGGCAAAGUCAAUGGAGGCACUGUCCCAUUGUAAGGACAGGGAUGGAGAUGCAGAUACAUUUGUAGACAAGGAGUUGGAGAAAAGAGAGCAGGUAGCCAAGAAGAACUUAGUGCAGGAAAAAUUGAAGUUCUCUGCCUUUUUGAACGAGAUCACCAGGCAGGUGUUCAGCCCGUACAGACUCACCUCUCUUGGGGUCACAGCUGCUCACAGGCCCAGCAGCCCCGGACAAGCCUCCCUGAGGUCCCCCAAGGUGGAACACAGAGGGGAGGAGAGGCAAAGACAAAAGGGCAGUUCCGCUCCAGCAAGCACUCUCAUUCCAGCAAGCACUCUCACUCCCAUCUCGGCAAACACCAGGACCACCAACACCAUCAGCCUGCAAGAGACAUACACCACAGUCCCAGCAGCCACACCGAUGACAGCACUAGCCCAGAUAAUAGCCCCUCCUCAUCAAGACAUCCCUCCUGUCAUUCAACACCACACCACCAUCAUCACCAGCAUCGCUCCCAUUCUCCCUUUCACCACCAUCACCAUCACGGUCUUCACAGCCCAAGCCAUCCCCAUCAUCAUGGAGAACAUCACAGCCCAACCAAUCACCAUGGAGACCACCACAGCCCAACGCAUCCCCAUCCCCAUGAAGACCACCACAGCCAAACUCAUCCUCAUGGAGAACACCACAGCCCAAGAAACCCCCAUCAACAUGGAGACCUCCACAGCCCAAGCCACCCCCAUCGUCAUGGAGACCACCACAGCCCAAGCCAUCCCCAUCGUCAUGGAGACCACCAUAGCCCAAGCCAUCCCCAUUGUCAUGGAGAACAUCACAGCGCAACCCAUCACCAUGGAGACCACCACAGUCCAACUCAUCCCCAUCCCCAUGAAGACAACCAUAGCCAAACUCAUCCUCAUGGAGAACACCACAGCCAAAAAAACAAACAUCACCAUGGAGACCACCACAGCCAAACUCAUCCUCAUAGAGAACACCACAGCCCAUGCCAUUCCCAUCACCAUGGAGACCACCACAGCCCAACUCAUCCCCACCACCAUGGAGACCACCACAGCCCAACUCAUCACCAUGGAAGCCACCACAGCCAAACUCAUCCCCAUGGAGACAACCACAGCCAAACUCAUCCCCAUGGAGACAACCACACUCCCAGUCAUCCCCAUCACCAUGGACACCACCACAGCCCAACUCAUCCCCAUUACCAUGGAGACCAUCACAGUCCAACACAUCCCCAUCAACAGGGAGAUCACCUCAGUCCGAGUCAUUCCAAUCACCAUGGACAUCACCACAGCCCAACUCAUCCUCAUCACCAUGGAGACCACCACAGCCCAACUCAUCCCCAUCACCAUGGACACCACCACCAUCCUCUCCACCCAGAUUCUCACCGUCGCCAUGGCUCCCAUCCAGAAUUGCACCACCACCAUCAUCUGUCCCACCCUGAAUCCCACGAUCACCACCGCUCCCAUCCAGAAUCUCUCCAUCACCAUGGCUCCCAUCCAGAAUCUUGCAACCACCAUGGCUCCCAUCCAGAAUCUCUCCAUCACCACGGCUCCCAUCCAGAAUCUCAUGAUCACCAUGGCUCCCAUCCAGAAUCUCUCCAUGACGAUAGCUCCCAUUCACAAUCUCUCCAUCACCAUGGUUCCUUUCCAGAAUCUCUCCAUCACCAUGGCUCCCAUCCAGAUUCUCUCCAUCUCCACAGCUCCCAUCCAGAAUAUCUCCAUCACCAUGGCUCCCAUCCAGAAUCUCUCCAUCACCACCAUAGUUCCCACCAAGAUUCUCACCAUCACCACCACCCCUCUCAUUCAGAAUCUCACCAUCCACACUCCCAUUCUGAACCCCAUCACAGUCCUAGCAACCUAG
Oncorhynchus masou masou (cherry salmon) is the source of this 2403-nucleotide messenger RNA. RefSeq names its product mucin-2-like. NCBI's taxonomy places the organism in Eukaryota, Metazoa, Chordata, Actinopteri, Salmoniformes, Salmonidae. The coding region runs from base 1 to 2403 and encodes 800 amino acids. The transcript is spliced from 3 exons. The record is from RefSeq and is a predicted model, not a curated record.